AUGACACAGGGCGUCAUGUAUGGCCUGUCAAGCGGGCUUCUCUUCGCACCCUGUUUAAGCUUUGUGAACGAAUGGUUCCUUAAGCGGCGUGGUCUUGCCAACGGCAUCUUUUUCGGCGCUCCCAAUGUUGCUGCUUCGGGCCUUUCACCAAUAUUCUCUAUUCUUCUCAAGCGCUUCGGGCCUCGGAAAACACUCAUCGGAUGGGCCAUAUUCAUAGCUGUCAUCAUAUCGCUCGGCAUACUGUGCGUCCGCUCUCGACGAAGCAGCAAUGCACAGGCAGAGGAAGCAAUCCGGAAACCGUCUUCGACUCUGAGAGUAUUGAAGCGGCCAGUGUUCUGGCUCUUUGUCUUCUCUAUGGCGAUGCAGAGCCUAGCCAACAACCUCCCUGCAAAUUACCUCCCUAGCUACGCCACAGAUAUGGGUGUCUCAGCAGAACAAGGCGCAUUGUUGGUCACGUUUUUGUCCCUGUUUGGAAUUAUCGGCCAAGUCUCAAUUGGAGCUCUGACGUAG
Colletotrichum spaethianum is the source of this 510-nucleotide messenger RNA. Its product is annotated as monocarboxylate transporter 12. Bases 1 to 510 code for a protein of 169 amino acids. Gene Ontology annotation, cellular component: fungal-type vacuole membrane. Gene Ontology annotation, molecular function: transmembrane transporter activity. Lineage: Eukaryota; Fungi; Ascomycota; Sordariomycetes; Glomerellales; Glomerellaceae. The record is from RefSeq and is a predicted model, not a curated record. Gene Ontology annotation, biological process: transmembrane transport. The transcript is spliced from 2 exons.